AUGCCUCUUUCCUCUCGUGACGACCAUAUACAGUCUAUGGUGACGACCAGUGUAGCAGCUCGUUCCCUGAUUGGAGAGAUGGAUAACGACAUCAGCCAUAUGUCGAGGCCCUUCUUGGACAUUAGUACAGUGAGGACAGUGAUGCUCCGUCCGGACCGCGCGCCCCCCGGGGGGCCCUGGGGACACGCGGACGCGCAGCAGCACCUCGUCCUGGACGACGUGCCCGCGCUCAACAGGGAGGAGAAGAGGAGGAGGAGGCGCGCCACCGCCAAAUAUCGAUCCGCGCACGCCACCAGGGAGCGCGUCCGCGUGGUGGCCUUCAACGUGGCCUUCGAGGAGCUGCGGAAGCUGCUGCCCACGUUCCCCCCCAACAAGAGGCUGAGCAAGAUCGAGACCCUGAGACUGGCGCUCUGCUACAUCUCUUAUCUCAACCACGUGCUGGGGGUGUGA
This is a messenger RNA of Limanda limanda (common dab), 450 nucleotides long. RefSeq names its product helix-loop-helix protein 1-like. Gene Ontology annotation, molecular function: RNA polymerase II cis-regulatory region sequence-specific DNA binding; DNA-binding transcription factor activity, RNA polymerase II-specific; protein dimerization activity. The record is from RefSeq and is a predicted model, not a curated record. Lineage: Eukaryota; Metazoa; Chordata; Actinopteri; Pleuronectiformes; Pleuronectidae. The transcript has 2 exons. The coding region runs from base 1 to 450 and encodes 149 amino acids. Gene Ontology annotation, biological process: regulation of transcription by RNA polymerase II.